AUGCCCUUCGGCUUGAAAAAUGCUGGAGCCACCUAUCAAAGACUUGUUAACAAGAUUUUUCGAGACCUGUCCGGAAACAAGUUAGAAGUCUACAUAGACGAUAUGCUCGCCAAGACUGAAUCCGGCGAACAACUAACCAAUGACCUCAAGGUCAUAAUGAACACCCUACGAAAGCACCAAAUGCGGCUCAACCCGGCAAAAUGCGCCUUCGGAAUGGAGGCAGGGAAGUUCCUCGGCUUCAUGAUUACACAACGCGGAGUUGAAGCAAACCCGGAGAAAUGUCGUGCCGUCCUCGAGAUGACAAGCCCCAAAAACCUUAAAGACAUCCAAAAGCUCACCGGCCGACUGACCGCGUUAUCACGCUUUCUCGGUGCAUCGGCCCAAAAAGCAAUCCCUUUCUUCAAACUAAUGAAAAAAGGGACCCCUUUUAAAUGGGAGACAGAGUGCGAAGAAGCAUUCCAACACUUCAAGAGGGUCCUAGCGGAACCACCAAUCCUCGCCAAACCCCAAACAGGGGAAACACUUUACUUGUACCUCUCCAUAACGGAAGAGGCACUCGCAGCAGCUCUCAUCCGUGAAGACGAGAAAAAGGAGCAAAAACCUGUAUACUUCAUAAGCAAAGUCUUACAAGAUGCAGAAACCCGCUAUUCACGCUUAGAAAAACUAGCUUUCGCACUCCUUACAGCCUCCCGACGCCUGCGACAAUACUUCCAAGCUCACCCCGUGACGGUCCGAACCGACCAGGCGGUCAAGCAAGUAUUACAGAAACCCGACCUAGCGGGAAGAAUGCUAGCAUGGUCCAUCGAGUUAUCCCAAUUCCAGAUCAAGUUCGAACCCCAGAACGCUAUCAAAGCACAAGUCUUGACCGAUUUCAUCGCCGAAAUGACUCCGGUAAAGCUCACCCCCGAACCAUGGAAAUUGCACGUCGACGGCUCGUCAAACUCCACUCACGGAGGCGCCGGAAUCAUACUCGAAAACCAAAAUGGGAUCACAAUUGAACAGUCAGUACGAUACGAAUUUCCAGUAUCAAAUAACCAGGCAGAAUACGAGGCCCUCUUAGAAGGCCUGACCCUAGCCCGAGAAGUCGGAGCAAAGGCCCUAGAGGUAAACACCGACUCCCAGGUAGUUAGUUCCCAAAUCAACGGAAGCUACCAGACACGAGAUCCCCUGCUCCAACAGUACCUCACCAAGGUAAACAAACUAAAAGAAGGGUUCGAAAGCAUCACCAUACAACAUGUUCCCAGGGAACGAAACGACAGGGCAGACCUACUUUCCAAGCUAGCCAGUACCAAACCAGGACACGGUAACAAAUCGCUAAUUCAGGAGGUCAUUAGGUCACCUUCUGUAUCAACAACAGUCAACGCCCAUCUGACGUCCUCAAAUCGGGAGUCCUGGACGCACCCUAUCCUACAGUACCUCCUCGACGGAACUUUGCCGCCAGACCCGAAAGAGGGAAAGCGAAUAAAAAGGGAAGCCGCCAAUUAUACCAUCGUAGCAGGACAACUAUACAAACGUGGUUUCUCGCAACCCCUACUCAAAUGCGUCGAACACGGGGACACGGAAUACAUACUCCGCGAAAUCCACGAAGGCUGCUGCGGUCACCACGUCGGAGGCAAAACAUUAGCCCAAAAAAUCAUCAGGGCUGGCUACUUCUGGCCCACAAUCAUUCGAGACUCCAUACAAUUAGUAAAAAGCUGUGACAAAUGCUAA
This is a messenger RNA of Arachis duranensis, 1710 nucleotides long. RefSeq lists its product as uncharacterized. Gene Ontology annotation, molecular function: nucleic acid binding; RNA-DNA hybrid ribonuclease activity. The transcript has a single exon. The coding region runs from base 1 to 1710 and encodes 569 amino acids. NCBI's taxonomy places the organism in Eukaryota, Viridiplantae, Streptophyta, Magnoliopsida, Fabales, Fabaceae. The record is from RefSeq and is a predicted model, not a curated record.